Messenger RNA from Pungitius pungitius (ninespine stickleback), 1790 nucleotides. It is a transcript of the gene msantd1, whose product is annotated as Myb/SANT-like DNA-binding domain containing 1. Gene Ontology annotation, biological process: positive regulation of DNA-templated transcription. The record is from RefSeq and is a predicted model, not a curated record. Gene Ontology annotation, cellular component: nuclear body. NCBI's taxonomy places the organism in Eukaryota, Metazoa, Chordata, Actinopteri, Perciformes, Gasterosteidae. Bases 145 to 981 code for a protein of 278 amino acids. The transcript is spliced from 3 exons.
GGGGGGGGGGGAAGGGCAGAGUCAGGACGGCGUUUGUGCCUGCUCGCAAGUAUCACUCCCUCCUUGCAGAUUCUCACACGGCUCUCAGCACAGUAAAAAGCCUUUCAAACCCAACCACCAAAGAUCCUGUUCCUGCAAACAAAAAUGGCAACAGAGGACGGUUUCAGCUACCUGAUGGGAGGUCAGAGCGAGAAGCACAGGCGGGCCCCCAACUGGACCGACGGCGAAAUGAAAGCCCUCCUGUACGUGUGGGAGGAACACCACCACGAGCUGAAAAUGAGCAAGAGGAACGCCAAGGUUUACGAGAAGAUGUCCCAGCGGUUUUACCAGCUGACCGGAGAGCAGCGCUUCAAAGAGGAGAUCAAGAUGAAAAUCACCAACAUGUCAUUUCAGUACAGGCGACUGAAAACCGUGGUUUGUGAAAGCGGGGAGACGCCAGACUGGCCGUACUUCAAGGCCAUCGAGAAGAUCCUCUCCAAGCCGCCGGAGAACGGGCGCCUGAGCUCUCUGGAGUUUCAGGCCUCCGCCGCAGGUCCCUCCACUUCCUCCCAGUCCGCAGACAACCCGGCGCCCCAGUCCGAGGAAGGGGGGCUGGGUUACCUGCCGGAGUACACAGGCUCCUCGGACGAGAUGGAGAUAAAACAAGAGCUGGACUCGUUGAGCUCCGACAGUGAGACGCAGGAUUCCAGCUCUCACCCCACCUCAGCCAGGAAAAGACACGCCAACAAGCACCUGUCCAUGAAGAGGAAGAAACUGCGGGUGAUGCAGGCCAUGCUACAGCAACAGAAGAAGUCGAGUCGGGCCAUCGAGGAGACGUGCAGGGAGGUACGUCGCGCCAUGCACCAACAGAACCUCCUGCAGGUCCAGUGCCUGCAGCUGCAAGAGCGCAUGAUGAACCUCCUGGAGAAGAUGAUCCAGCCUCCCUCCGCUGUGUCAGCCUCCUGGGGUCAGGGCGGCGUCAAAGAUCCAGCGAAGCCAUGAAGCAUGAGGGUUAAAGUGGUCUUGCCUCACUUAAAGCCUUGUUGGAGCGAGAAGAGAACGAUAUUUAUUUUGGAUUUCAGUUCAACAGUUUGGGAUGCAAAUGUCAAAGUGUAGCUCUCAUCAGUGCAGGAAGGUGCGGUAAUUUGAUGUAACCGUUUUUUGAAAGGGGAGUGGAUGGAAUGACCCGUGUUAAUAACCGUACUGGCCAUGUGCCGGCACUUGAGCAUCUUGCGUGUGUCAGACACCAAUGUGAACUUUUAUGUUAGGGAUAGCUAUGAGAUCUAGCUAUUAGAUCAGAUCCUAUAUUGUGAUCAUUUGUCAAGUAAAACCUGUGGGAGAAACAGCGUUGCAAAAAACAGACUUAUCUGGUCACUUUUUUUUACUCUGCCAGGAUAAUUACAAGAUGAAAGACACCAAAACAAUUGGUGGUCAAAAGGUCAACAUACACGGCUGAAGCCCACAGAGAUAUUUAUCUAUUUUGUGAAUCGUAUUUAGCUGCGAUGAAUGCAAAUCAAAAAAUGUUUGAGUCCACACUGACUCAUUUUUCUGUUCAUAUCCAGCACAUUGUGAUUGUGCGUUACUGUGACCACGCUGGACAUGGCUGCCUGCCUGCACACUAGUAGGACAGACUAAGCCCGAACAGAUAACAUGCAGCGUAAUCGUGCAUCAUGCAUCAUGCAUUGUGCUCCAUAGAAUAAGAUUAAGGCCCAAGCCAAACGGACACGGAAACAGAUUAACAUUUCAAUUCUUGAGAAUGCAAAGAUGUCCUGUUUUUUGUAUGCAUUUCUGCCAAAUAAAACAACACACAG